UUGACCAAGGACAUCAGCGUCUCUAUCAUUCAAGUAUACGCCCCCACCAGUGAUUGUUCCGACGAUCAAGAUGAGGACUUUUACGACUAUCUCGGCGAGCUCGUUCGGUCGCAGAAAAGCAGCUACAUAGUGGUAUCUGGUGAUUUUAACGCACGAGUUGGUGGAAGAAGAUCAGGGGUACGCUUUAUCGAACCAAACUGUGCUGAACAACGGAACGCCGCUGGAGAGAGGCUGGCGAACUUUUGCGAGAUACAUCACAUGUUUCAUGGUAACAGCCAGUUCGUAAAGAAAAGAUGGACUUACGAGUCCCCGAAUGGGCAAUACUACCACGAACUAGACCAUAUCCUGUGUAGCAGAAGAGCCAUCACAGAUGUCGGAGUAGCCCCAUCAUUCAAUACUGGAAGUGAUCAUCUACGCGCACGACUGCACUUCGAGCGAAGCCAUGUGCGCCUGUNCGCCAAGGAGACCCUAUCUCCCCAAACCUUUUCGCUGCAUGCCUCGAAUACACUAUACGUCACUGCGCAUGGGAUUCCAAAGGAAUCAAAAUCGACGGAAGGUAUUUAA
Haemonchus placei is the source of this 564-nucleotide messenger RNA. NCBI's taxonomy places the organism in Eukaryota, Metazoa, Nematoda, Chromadorea, Rhabditida, Trichostrongylidae. The record is from the annotation of a GenBank genome assembly.